Messenger RNA from Cannabis sativa, 2906 nucleotides. RefSeq lists its product as uncharacterized. Lineage: Eukaryota; Viridiplantae; Streptophyta; Magnoliopsida; Rosales; Cannabaceae. The annotation marks the transcript as partial. The record is from RefSeq and is a predicted model, not a curated record. The transcript is spliced from 2 exons.
CAUGUUGUGUUACUUGUAGGUGAGAUAGUGGUCCGCAAUUUAGGUCAAAAUGAGGGCCAAAAUGACGAUAAUUUUUGGCUGGACCGAGCUAGAUAUGAGGCUUUAAUUGAGCAAGUUGCAGAUGAGGCCCAAGAAGACUCCGACUUUGUUGAAGAUGAGUAUGCCCUAGAGGAAGAUGAUGUUGGAGAAGCUGAAGUAAACACUACUGAACCUAGCAUAUGGUGGCUUUUAGUUAAUGACUUCUGCAACCAACAAGAAGAAGAUAACUCAAGUAUUGGUUAUGAUGAUGAUGAAGAUCUACAUAGCUUAAAAAGUGGUGAUGAGGGUGACUGUGAAUCUAAAAAAAGUAGGAAGGAGUUUACCCCGCGAGAUGAAUGGUUAGAUUUCAAGUUUGAUGUUGAAUUAGAGUUUGCUAAUGUGGACCAGCUAAGAGAAGCUAUAACAGAGUACUUCAUAGCCAAUGACAGAGAGUUUGUGUAUAUUUUCAAUAAUCAAACAAAGUUGAAAGCAGUUUGUAAGGCUAAAGGAUGUCCAUGGUCUCUAUAUGCUAGGGUACAGAAAAGAGACAACACUACUUUUAGAAUUAAUUCCAUUUGGAAUGUUCAUAAUUGUGGAAUAGUGUUUAAUAGUAGGCAUGUGGAUGCAACUUGGUUGGCUAAGCAUUUUAUAGAUCAAUUUAGAAUGAACCCCAACAUGCAUUAUAGUAACUUUAUGGAGUUGACCACUGAAAGCAAGUUCUCCCACACAACCAGCAUGUUUUCUACAAUGCAAAGAAAAAGGCUAAACAAUUUCUUCAAGGCUCGGUAGCUGAACAGUACGUUGUAUUAGAGGAUUACUGCAGGCAACUGCUCGAGUUGAAUCCCGGAAGCACAGUCAUUAUAAAAAGCAAUCUAGUUGAUGAGAAGAGGUUGUUCGAGAGAGUUUAUGUAGGCCUUAAAGCUUGUAAGGAUGGAUUCAAAGCAUGCAGGCCACUCAUUGGUUUAGAUGGAUGCUUCCUAAAAGGAUACUGUAAAGGUAUGUUACUUGUUGCUAUUGGUAUUGAUGCUGAUAACUCUAUGUUCCCAAUUGCAUAUGCUAUUUGCGAGAAAGAGAAUACUGAUACUUGGACAUGGUUUUUAAACUUGUUGAAAGAAGAUUUAGAAGUUACCAAUCCUACAAAUAUCACUAUGAUUAGUGAUAGACAAAAAGGUUUAGAGAAAGCUCAAGGCUCUACAUUUGAGGGUGCAGAGAUAAGAUUUUGUGUGCGUCAUUUACAUGCCAAUUUCAAAAAAGAUUUUCCAGGUCUUUUGUUGAAACAAAAGUUGUGGGCAUGUGCAAGAGCUACAACACUAGAGGAGUUCAAAAGAAAAAUGGCUGAACUAAAGGAGGCCAAUGAAAAGGCCUAUGACUGGUUGAUGAAGAAAAACCCAAGUGAAUGGAGUAAGAGUCAUUUCAAAUUUAAUGUUAAAUAUGACAUGUUAUUGAAUAACCUUUGUGAAUGUUUUAAUGCUGCAAUAUUAGAAGCAAGAGAGAAGCCUAUCAUUACAAUGCUAGAGAAAAUUCGAUUCUAGUUAUUUAGUAGAUUUUGUAUGAAAAGAGAAAGUGUUUCAAAAUGGCCGUAUCUAGUUGGAAAGAGGGUUUGGAAAGUUAUAGAGAAGAACAAGCAAGUGGCCAGGCGUUGUUCUUGCACUAGGGCUGAUGCACACCUAUUCCAGGUACAUUAUCGUGAUUUGGAAAGGUUCUCAGUCAACUUGGUUAGUUGGACAUGUACUUGUACGGGUUACCAACUAACUGGAAUACCUUGUGGGCAUGCAAUAUCUGCUAUUUGGAGCUCUAACUUGGAAGUAAUGGAUUUUGUGGAUAAUGUGUACAAGAAAGAGGUCUUUACAGCUUAGUAUGCAAGCAUUAUUUAUCCAAUGCCAUCACCUGAUAAAUGGCCAAACCCAGGACAAAAUCCAAUUUAUCCACCUGCUGAUACUGUUUUACCCGGGAGACCAAAGAAAGCAAGAAAAAAGGAUGUUGAUGAACUUCCUGCCGCUAAUGCAACUAAGGCUAGAAGAUUUGGACAGUUCAACAGCUGUAGCAAAUGUGGAAAACAAGGUCAUUCUCGUCGUACUUGUAAGAAUCCAACAAGAGAGCAGGCUAAUACUGAAAACCAACAAGCAACUAGUACUAGCAAGAGGCAAGGAAGGCCACCAAAGAAAAAUCCAAGUGUAGAAACUGUGAAAAGAAAUAAGAGGAGAGAAAAACAAAAGGCAAGGAAAACAGCAAAACAAUCUCAAGAAAUACCAAGAACAUCUCAACAGGGAUAGAAAUAGGCAGUGGUAGUGAAACUAUUUUGGCUAGACUUUCUUUUGACAAGUUGACCUUUUGACAUUUACACUUUCUUUUGGCCUUUUGAAAUAGGCAGUAGCAUGUUAGUCUUUUGACAUUUACACUUUGUUUUGGCAUGUUGGCCUUUAGACAUUUAGGCUUUUAGCACGUUGGUUUGUUUGUUUAGACUCAACUCUGUAGGCGUUUUGGCUUUCUCUUUUCAAUGAAAUUUUUAUUUACUUUUUCUUUUUUUAAAAAAAAAGACUUGCAAAAUGUCUAUGAAAUCAGACAAUUAUAAUGAUAAAAUCAUUAAUGUUUUGUCUCUAAACUACAAAGAAAUCACACUUUCAUCUUUAUCUUUUUCUUUUUUGAGAAAGUACUGUACUUUCAUCUGUUGCAAUGGUAUUAAUUUGAUAUUGUUACUUCCAACAAAAAAAAAUAUGGUAUAGUUACUAAUUAUUAAUUCUUAUUUGUUACCGUACCUUUUAUUCUAACAUUUUUGUAAAUACUGUUAAAUUAUUACAAUCUGAAAUGAUGCACUUAUGAUAUUGACACUCCCAUUUUUUGGUGUUUUAUUCAUUGGGUAUAACUCUUGUAACAAAAAAAUGACUUGA